This is a messenger RNA of Osmia bicornis bicornis, 1950 nucleotides long. RefSeq names its product serine/threonine-protein kinase RIO1 (gene RIOK1). Bases 155 to 1828 code for a protein of 557 amino acids. Gene Ontology annotation, molecular function: ATP binding; protein serine/threonine kinase activity. Gene Ontology annotation, biological process: maturation of SSU-rRNA. The transcript is spliced from 5 exons. NCBI's taxonomy places the organism in Eukaryota, Metazoa, Arthropoda, Insecta, Hymenoptera, Megachilidae. The record is from RefSeq and is a predicted model, not a curated record. Gene Ontology annotation, cellular component: cytosol; preribosome, small subunit precursor.
AUCUAUAAGCCUACUACGUCAGGGUUUUUCGUCGCGAUUUUCGCCCUAUUUCUGGCAACGGUGAACAUAACCCCUGUAUAUAAGCUUAAAAAACGUAUUUUCUUCUGAACAAAUAUUUAUUUAUAUCAAAGAAGUAGUCAUACAAAAGCAAGUAAUGUCUGAACAAAGUGAUCAAAACCAAUUUAGCGAUGCCGAUGAAACUAUAAUACGAUUAGAAACAUGUAAAGGACAACCAUUAUUUCACCGUGAGCUUUCCGAAGAUGUAAAUAAAUUACAUAUUUCAAAUAGUGAAGAAGAUGAAGAUGUUGAUGAUGAUGAUGAAAAUUAUGAUGAUUUAGAACAUGAUGUCUUUUGGGAUGAAGGUCAAAACAGAUCUGGACCAAAAAAUAUUACCAAAAACAUUCAAGGCGUUAAUGCGCAAAAUGUUUCUAAUAAAAUGACUAACUAUCAACCAUCGGAUAAAUUAUUCCGCCGUUACGCUAAUAAAAUCAAUGUUGAAAAAUAUGAAGGUCCAUCCUUGCCAGGACAUGCGGCGAAUCUUCUUAUUGAAAAUGAUAAACGUGUAGAAAAAGAAAGAAUUCGAACGAAGGACAAACAUGAUCGUGCUACUGUUGAACAAGUUUUGGAUCCUCGUACAAGAAUGAUAUUAUUUAAACUCUUGAAUCAAGGAAUAAUUGCAGAGAUUAAUGGAUGCAUCUCAACAGGAAAAGAAGCUAAUGUUUAUCAUGCAACUUCAAAGACGGCGGUAGAGUUUGCGAUAAAAAUAUAUAAAACAUCAAUUUUACAAUUUAAGGAUAGAGACAAAUAUGUAACCGGAGAAUUUCGUUUCCGUCACGGAUAUUGUCGUCAUAAUCCACGUAAAAUGGUACGGACAUGGGCCGAGAAAGAAUUUCGAAAUUUGAUAAGACUUCAACAAGGAGGAGUAAUUGCUCCAAAACCAAUUCUAUUACGUAGUCAUGUACUAUUAAUGGAUUUCAUAGGUACUGAUGGCUGGCCAUCACCAAAGUUAAAAGAUGCUGUUCUCACUUCUUCUAAACCAAGAAAACUUUAUAGAGAAUGUGUUGAAACAAUGUGGAAAUUAUACAAUAAAUGCAAGCUUGUUCAUGCUGAUUUAAGUGAAUAUAAUAUGUUAUAUCAUGAUGGAUCUAUUGUAAUAAUUGAUGUAUCUCAGGCAGUUGAACACGAUCACCCUAUGGCACUUGAGUUUCUUAGAAAAGAUUGUACAAAUAUUACUGAAUUUUUUAAAAAGAAUGAAGUAGGUGUGAUGACUGUCAAAGGAUUGUUUGAUUUUAUAACAGAUCCAACAAUAACUGAACAGAAUAUGGAUAAAUAUUUAGAUACAAUAUCAGAACAAAUGGCACAACAAAAUAACCAAGAGAUAGACCCUAAACAACAAAUUGAGGAACAAGUAUUUAAACAGGCUUAUAUUCCUCAAAAUCUUACCCAGGUCAUUGAUAUUGAACGUGACAUCAAACUUGCUAAAUCUGGAAAAGAAGAUUUAAUAUAUAAAACACUCGUUGGCUUAAGAGCAGAUUUAUCUAAGCCAGUUUGUACUCCGGAAAUUCUUACCAAACCUCAUCAAAAUACCGAUGAUACAGACUCAAAUGAUUCGUCUGAAGAAGUGGAAGAUUCUGAUGAAGAUGAAAACAGUGAAGAAGAAAAUGAAAACGAAUCAAAGUUCAUUCAUUCAGCACGACCACGGAACGAAAGUCCGGAAAGUAAAAAAGCUCGAAAGAAGGCAGUAAAAGAACAGCAAGCUGAGAAAAGAAAGAGUAAAAUAAAGAAACAUGUAAAAAAAAGAAAAGAAAAGAUUUUAAAGAAGAAAUAAUAGGUACAAUAUUACUAAAAAGAAUAUCUUAAAAGAAAUUUUAAAUACAGGUAUACAAAUUCUUCAUACAUUUACUGAUUCUUAAAUUAUAAUAGGAAAAAAAUAAAAAUACUUUGAAAUAA